Molecule: messenger RNA, 5516 nt
Organism: Manis javanica (Malayan pangolin)
Lineage: Eukaryota; Metazoa; Chordata; Mammalia; Pholidota; Manidae
Gene: SGPP2
Product: sphingosine-1-phosphate phosphatase 2
Biological process (GO): sphingosine metabolic process
Cellular component (GO): endoplasmic reticulum membrane
Molecular function (GO): sphingosine-1-phosphate phosphatase activity
Source: RefSeq, a predicted model, not a curated record
UGCCAGGGGCUGGAGGGCAAAUCCGACCCCACCUGGGCUCCAGGGUGAACUAAGGUCACGAGGACAUCGGCCCGCGCCGGGCGGGCCGCCUCGCGCCGGUCCACACGUGGUCGGCCCCCUGCAGCCGGUGGCCUGCCCGCAGCGGGGCUGCCGGGAGGGAGCCAGAGCGCGGAGGAGACACCUGGACCCCCGCCCGGUUCCGAGCAAGGGAGUCGCGGUGAACGCCCCGGCCCGCCCCGGGGGCGGCUAGGCGGCCGGACGUGCGGGCGCGAGGGGAGGCGGACACCUGGGCGGUGCGCGGGGGCGGUGCUAGGGCCCGGGCGGCGCACCUGUUGGCCGGCGUCGCGGCCCCGCCCGGCCUCCGCCCCCGGACCCGACCCGCCGCGCCGAGUGUGAGGGCCGGCGGGGCUGCCGCGCGGCGGGUGCACCAUGGCCGAGCUGCUGCGGAGCCUCCAGGAUUCCCGGCUCGUCGCCCGCUUCCAGCGCCGCUGCGGGCUCUUCCCGGCGCCGGAUGAAGGCCCCCGCGAGAAGGGCGCGGCGCGGCCGCUCGGAGCCGAGCAUCCCUCGGCGGCCCACGGCCCGGGCGGCGGGACCCCGGCCAAUGGGCUGCAGAGAGCCGCCGCCCCGCAGACAUAUGUGCAGAAGUACAUUGUGAAGAAUUACUUCUACUAUUACCUAUUCAGAUUUUCAGCUGCUUUGGGUCAAGAAGAGUUCUACAUCACGUUUCUUCCAUUCACACAUUGGAAUAUCAAUCCCUAUUUAUCCAGAAGACUGAUCGUCAUAUGGGUUUUGGUGAUGUAUAUCGGCCAGGUGGCCAAGGACAUCCUAAAGUGGCCCCGCCCCUUCUCCCCUCCCGUCGUGAGACUUGAGAAGAGAGUGAUGGCGGAGUAUGGGAUGCCGUCUACCCACGCCAUGGCGGCCACCGCCAUUUCCUUCACCUUCCUCAUCUCUACCAUGGACACAUACCAGUAUCCCUUUGUUCUGGGCCUGAUGGUGGCUGCAGCGUUUUCCACCUUGGUGUGUCUCAGCAGACUCUACACAGGGAUGCACACAGUCCUGGAUGUGCUGGCUGGCAUUCUGUUCACUGCGGUCCUCAUUGCCCUCACCUACCCCGCCUGGACCCUUAUCGAUCGCCUAGAUUCGGCCAGCCCUCUCUUCCCCGUGUGUGCCAUAGUGGUACCAUUCAUCUUGUGUUACAACUACCCCGCGUCUGAGUACUACAGCCCAACCAGAGCGGACACCACCACCAUCCUGGCUGCUGGGGCUGGGGUGACCAUAGGAUUCUGGAUCAACCAUUUUUUCCAGCUUGUGUCUGAGCCCACCGAGUCUUUCCCUGGGAUCUAUAGCAUCCCACCGCUCACCACUGACAUGCUGGGUUUGGGUCUGGCCAAAUUUAGUGUGGGAAUUGUGUUGACCAUCCUGGUUCGUCAACUUGUACAAAAUCUCUCACUGCAAGUAUUAUUCUCGUGGUUCAAGGUGGUCGCCAGGAACAAGGAGGCCAGGCGGAGGCUGGAGAUUGAAGUGCCUUACAAGUUUGUCACGUACACAUCUGUUGGCAUCUGCGCCACAACCUUUGUGCCAAUGCUACACAGGUUUUUGGGAUUGCUCUGAGCCUCAGACAGUAGGGAAUUAGCCCAUGGGACGUAAGGGCCAAGACACAGGAUUGUUGCAUGGGUGAGACUUGGCAACACAUUUCUCUUAGAAAAAUCCUGUUACAUGUCUUUUCCUGAUACCCGAGAGAAUGCUCCUGCUACAUAAAAGGCAAUACUGCGUCAUAGGGACCAUUAGUCUGAGGGCCGUGCUGCAGUUGAAGCCAGGCUAAACCAAGGGACAAGUUUUUCUAAGGGUCUCCCCCGCUGUCCGCUACACAGCCCGUGGACACAGUCACGCGCCCGGCUCAUGAGCAGCUGCUGCCCCCACUGGGUUCUGCAGAGCCAAAGAUGGGCAGGAUGGGGGAGGCCUAAGGUCAAGCGCUUCUUUUCAGUCACGCCCUUGACCUGCACUGAAUCUCAUUUCCCCCCACCAAGCUGUAAUUUUGGUCGGGGAGAAAGGGUGGCCCCCAGUAAAACUGCCUUCCCCGGGCCGGGUGGCUUUCUCGUUGUACUGACAGGUCAGACCGCCCGCUCGGGCGACAAGGCCAACGGCAGCCCCGCUCUCCGGGAGGCCAGCAGAGGCGGGCCAGACCCGAGGGCGCUGCCAGGGCAAGGCUCUCCCUGCCCCGAGGCUGGUGCGUCCAGGCCCCGUCUGCACCCCUCUUGCGCAUGAAUCCCUCCCUGACUGACCCUUCCGCUGCCUUCCCCGGGUGUCCCGCUCUCUCUGGCCUAGAUGUGGGACAAGACCUCUGCCCAUCCCCAGCCUUUUCUGCUUCCUUACAAAUGGGGAAGGUACUGUCGUCUGGUCCCCCUGCGAAAGUGGGUCGAUAGAAAUGGGUGGACUUACUCCUUCCUGGGCCGAGGAGGGCACAUGUCCCGGACAGACAUUGCCCAGUCCUGCCAGGGCCUGCCUGACCUUGUCCUCCGCUUCUCAGUUACUUUCUGUGCAUCCUUUUUCUCAUCUACUAAAUAGAAUCGGGGUCUCCCUUCCCAUCUGUCCACUUCGUAUCUCGGCAAUUUUAAGGAUAAUGUUAGGCAGGAGCAGUGUCAGCCUCCCUUGAGAGAGCGAGGCACCCCAACACCACACCCUUCACACCUCGGGCCUGUCCUCAGGAGCCCCAGGAAGGCCAUCAUCACGCGAACACCAGAGGGCUAAGGAACAGGUAUUAACAAUUUCCUUAAAAACUAGUAUGUAGUUAACAAAGUAUCUUCUGCAGUGCAGCCUGGAACCUCUGAAGCCAGGGAGUUACAGAACUUGUUACCACACACACACUUUGGGGGAAAAAUUAGCCUGCCUAGAGGCUCUUACCCCUGCAUCCAGUAGGAAAACUGAGCACCCCGUUUGUUCUGAUGUCAAAUCUGGCCUUUUUGUUGGAAUGAUCCUUGGUAUUUGACUUAAUUCUCCAGUUUCUUGAAUAAUUUUUAGUCAAACAUCUUGUUUUCUUUGGAAUUCUUCUGACAUUUUUCAUAGUUAGGAGGCAGGGAUCAAAAUGACCUGCCAUUUGACUGUAUGUCAUACUCUGACCAGUAUUUGUAGCAGCUUAUGAUGAGGGGAUGUGCAGGGAGGUAUUUUCCUGUAGCUCUGCCCACCCCCUGCACCCCCAAAAACCAGAGAUCAGAGAUUGUAGCACUGGGUGAUAUUUACACCAAAAGAUUUUAGUUGUUUUUUCUGAAGCCAACCAGGAAAAGAAUCAGCUUUUAAUACAUAUUUUUGAAAAGAGAAGCUGUAAUUGUUAUCACAGCAGACAGUGUAUGGUGUUGGUGAUUCAUUGGUGUGUGUGUGUGUAGGUUUUACUGCUGUCCCUUAUCCGUCCCAACAGCGGGGCUGCAAUGAGCUGUGCUGAUGUAUUUAAGGCUGUGUUUACACAGUUUGGAUGGAGGCUGAAUGUAUUAGCCGUUGCAACAUUAAAGAAUGACCCAAGGAUAGGGCUUAGCUCCAGGACACAGAAAAACCAGCUUUAUCUAAAACCAUAUGAGAGUUAAGUUAAAGCAGAGGGAGUCAGUGUCAAGGCAUCAGAGUAGCGGGAAAGGAGGUGAAGUCCAGAGGGAUGACAUGGGAGUGUAAACUGUGUCACUACCAAGGAAGACAGCUAAGAGAGGGGUGGAUGGUUUCAGGGUAGGCUGUCACUGAAGGAGGGCGGUAGGACAGAGGUAGCAGGGUGCUAGACAGGCCCCUGGCCUUUAUUUGGUCUGGUCUUACUCAGAACUACAUUUAAAAGUAGUAUGAAAACCUGUGGGCUGUUGAAGCCUUCAACACUUGGUGAAACAUUCAGUUCCUCCCUGAGCACCAUAAGCUCUAAGAAAAUGGGUCAUGUACCAAGUACUCUUUUUAGAAAUACAUGUGACAUUGUCUCUCCUGCUCUUCUGUAAGGGCCUGUCUAAGCCACGCAGUCUGUUGCAUACCUGUCUUUCUGUCCUUCCUGCAGCCUGCUGACCCCACACUCACAAACACAUACCAGCUCCAAGGACAGUUGGUGUUCAAAAUAUUUUUAUUAAAAUUAUGAAUAAGUGAUUCACUUGUAAUAUAAGAAUCUCAAUGUGAAAUCCACUAAUAUAGAUAAAAGUAGGCUUAAAAUAUAUCUAGCAGGACUACAUAACUGAGUAACUGCUCAUUUUUUUAAGCUUUAAGUACUAAGAAUUAACUUAUCAAGUCUAUUAACUUAGUGAAUGUAACAGUGCCAUCAGAAACAUCACCUCAUAUCAUGUGAAAUACGGAACAGAUUGGCUGUGGAAAUGUUGUAUUUGUGCCCACUUUAUUGGACGUGAUGUUUAGCAUUUCAGAGCCUCAGUUUCCUCUUCACAGAAAUGGAGAUAAUUGCCUGCCUUGCCUAUUUCCCAGAGUUUGGGGAAGGAUCAAAUAAAAUGGUAUCUAUGGAAUUUUUCAUUAAAAAAAAAAAGAAUGACCCAAGGGUUUAUCAUGGUUGAUCAUUUUUUAAAGUAUCUUCUUAUAGCAAAAGUAUAUGUUGGCGAGGCCAAGCUUAGUUUUUGAGCACUUGUGCUUUGAGGCCAAGAAUCAGGCAGCAACUGAUUGGAAAAAGUUGUUACCUGACUCACACUCGUGCUUUGCCAGCUGUCUUCUCCAUUACCCACCCAGCACCUCACUGUUCAAUCUCACCCCGGCUCCCUCAGGCUCACGCACACCUCACUGCCUCUUUGCCUCCGUUCAGACGUUUGGAUUUUCUCUCUGGUGAAAGACUGUCCCCUGCUGGAUUAGCCUCAGCCUUGCUCCAAAGCCUCUCUCCUGAGGAGGAAUCUUGGAGACGAGGAAUUUGUAAAAGUCAGGCUCUCGUGACGUAUCCAACAUAAAUCCAGGACCUGAGGUCUGGCCAAACCUGCCCCUGGGAAACUGACAGCAUGGCCCUCAGGGCGCCUGGCCCCGCCAGGAGCCAGGUCGGACGAUGGGGACAUGUGCUUUAACUAACGGUCCUCACCCUGCCCCCAGCCCACUAUCCCUCUGGGGCAGGACACCCACCCAGUAAACAGCUGUCAUCUCAGGCCGGUUCAGCUCAGACUCACACUGUAACAGAAUGUGCAGGAGAAAAUGCAGAGGAUACCCGGGCCUAAAAACCCUUACGUGGUGGCUGAAAUCACUCCACCUCAUGCCCAAUGGUCACACUGUAACGUGGGAUUCCCUCGCUCAAAUAGGUAACUCGUGCUUCUUGAUGCAGUGAAAAUGUGGGGUUUCAAGGCCAUGUGGCCCAGGUUUCUAUGCUGGAAACUUUCAGCUGUCUUGCUAAUGUAUCAUAUGUAAAUUUACUUUUUGUUUUUUAAAUCGUUUUUGAUUAUGACUCCUUAAUUAUGUGCUUUGAAAGCCAGUGUUCUGUUUCUUUGGAUCCUUUUUUCUUCUAGACCUUGUUCUCAGGGUUUGCUGUACCUGAGUUGAGAAAAGGUGACACGAAUAAAUGGCAAGUGUAUGAUUCUCUA